AUGUCUGUUAACCAAAAUAUGACUGAGCAUCAGAAGAAGAUUCUGACUACACCUUAUGACCCCACAGUUGGCAAAGUUAGAAAACCUGUCCCUCAGCCAGAAUUUGAUAAUGAAAUGAAAAACAAACACUUUCAAUAUACAUAUUUGAACGGUUGGGAUUAUGAAUUUUAUGUGCCAGAUGAGACCCGGAUUAUCUAUAAGAUCUCUGGUGGUCCAAUGAAUGGUAGAAACAAUUUCCAAGAGACCUUCUAUCAAAGAAUUCGCAAAAACAUCUGGCAAGUCAAUUGGUUAGAAGAGACCGGAACCAUUGUCUCAUUGGUUAUAGACAUUGACGAAAAGAGGAUUUCAACCUUGAUUGCUUUCAGUGAAGGUCAUUGGGAGAACUCUAAUCUUGCCCAUGGUUACAAAGUUCAAGAUUUAGAAAGAUGGAGAGAAUUGUCAAAGAUUGGGACGCAGACCUCUAGAUAUUUGCUACCUGAGCAGGCAAUUCUAAAUAAGAUCUAUGAUGGUCCUGGCGAUUUACCUUUGAUUGAUAACUCAUGGAAUACUUAUUAG
Messenger RNA from Kuraishia capsulata CBS 1993, 555 nucleotides. RefSeq lists its product as uncharacterized. NCBI's taxonomy places the organism in Eukaryota, Fungi, Ascomycota, Pichiomycetes, Pichiales, Pichiaceae. The transcript has a single exon. Gene Ontology annotation, molecular function: carboxy-lyase activity. The record is from RefSeq and is a predicted model, not a curated record. The coding region runs from base 1 to 555 and encodes 184 amino acids.